AUUCAUUCGUAAUUUAAGUAAACAAUUCGCCGACGCAUUAUUUGUUUAUUAACGCUUACCAGUAAUUUACGAAUUAUACUAGGUUUUAUUUUGUAGUAAACUGCUACUAUGGAGAACGUAACGCUUGAAUCAUAUUAGUGAAACAUGUAACAAUUGUACAAUAAUCAAUAUUUACCUACUUCACCUCCAAACGCCACAAAUUUCCCGAAAAUGGAGCGAAUUUGCAGACUGUGCUUGCAGGAUGGCCCCAACCUAGGGCCAGUAGAACAUUAUGCAGUUGAUCGGGCUAAUCAGAACGAUACCGAACCACAGGAUUUCUCCCAGCUCAUUUUUCGUUAUUUGUCCAUUCAGGUAAUUAAACGAGAACAUAACUGGGAUACGGCGAUUUGCAGUAAUUGCCGGUCUGCUAUUUUAGACUGGCACAAGUUUCGAGAAUGUUGCCUUCGCAAUGACCAAAUAUAUGUAAAACUUCUUUCUGAAGUCUCGCAGUCGCCAGUAGACCAAGAGCUGCUGAAGGGGUUAAAUCCUUCCGAACAUGUUAUGCGAACAGACGAACCAAAGGAAAAAGAAGUAAACGAAAAUUUUCGCGAAACAAUCGAUAACGAAAAUCUCAAUUUAUCGCCAAUUGAUUUUUGUGAGGUAAAUUUAGAAGAACAAAGAAGCUCAGCUAGUUUUGACAACGAUCAAGGGGAUAAAUUUAUUAAAGAAUCAAAAAAACCUAAUAAGAAACACAGACGGCCGCAAAAAGAGCGAGCAAACCAAAAUUCUCAUAUUCAACAAUCGGAUGCUUCUGAAGUUGGAAAAACGAAAAAGAAGCGCAAAUCGAAGACCCGUGCAGCAGUUUGUCCGAUUUGUGGAAAGAUUAUCAAAAACUUUUCCGGGCAUAUAAAAACCCAUAGCAACGUAAUAAGAAAACAGUGUCCGUUUUGCCCAAAAGCGUUCGUAACCACCUCCAACUACAGUGCGCAUGUUAAUAUUCACACGCGCGCGAAGUUGUAUAAAUGCGAUCUAUGCGAUAAACAAUACGCUCUGCUAAACGGGUUGAAACAGCAUCGAAAAACGCACUUCAAGGAGCGAGAAUAUCUCUGCCAUGUUUGUGACAAAUCUUUUUACCAACAAACUGGACUAUCACGGCACAAAAAAACUCAUCUCGAGGAGAAACCGUUUGCUUGCGAAAUCUGUAGCAGGACGUUCGGGAGGAGGGACCAUUUAGUGACGCAUAUGAAAACCCAUCGACUGAAUACUGAACAAGGUGAUGCCACUGUUUUGAAAAGGAAUGUUCCAACAUCGGAUGAACAAGCGGCUGUAGCCGAAGGUUUAAAUUGAGAAUACUUUCCACAUAUUGCGUCUGGUUCACACUAAUACCGCAAUAAAAAUAUAUUAAAACAUUA
Molecule: messenger RNA, 1391 nt
Organism: Wyeomyia smithii (pitcher-plant mosquito)
Lineage: Eukaryota; Metazoa; Arthropoda; Insecta; Diptera; Culicidae
Product: zinc finger protein 184-like
Exons: 3
Coding region: 211-1326 (371 amino acids)
Biological process (GO): regulation of transcription by RNA polymerase II
Cellular component (GO): nucleus
Molecular function (GO): DNA-binding transcription factor activity; RNA polymerase II cis-regulatory region sequence-specific DNA binding; zinc ion binding
Source: RefSeq, a predicted model, not a curated record